CUCUUCUCCCUCGGCCGCCCGCCUCUCUUUCGGAAUUCUUCCCACCACAUUGUUGCCCUGCGGAGAGUCUCCGCGAAGUUGAGCUCUUUCGGAAUAAUCCUCUUCACGAUCGCGCCCUUCCGUUCAUCGGUGCAGGGAUCUGUGGAAAAGCUCCAACCUUGAUCGCGCCCAGAAGAAACUUUGCCCAACCCACUCCUGAAACACAGCUUCUCUGUGAUUCCACCCAGCCACUUCGAAAAACACAGUUCCUCUCUGAUGUUUGGACUUGGAGUUGUCGGACGACCAUGGACUUCAACCAAGAAUGGAAGUCUAAGUUCCCAAUUAACGCCGUCUUCAAGCCUCCACUUCUCGUAUCGGACCCCUCCUCCUCAAAAUCUCAACUGGGUCCUCUGAUCUUUAACCCCAAACCCGAUUCUCUAACCGAACUCCUAUCGUCUCCUUCUCUUGUCUCGCCUCCGGUUCUACCUCCUCUGCCUCGUCUCUCCCUCGCCAGAUUCCUCUGCACCACCUCUUCGGUGCCCCCCUCGACGUCCUCCAAAAUCGAAGCUUUGUUCGGCCCGGAGCAGACCGACCCGGCUUCCGUCUUCGCGCACAACCGCCUCCAGUUCCUUUGUUGCCCGGACACUGGCGAGGUGAUUGUGUUCUUCCCAACAGGUGCUAAUUCUGAUCAGGUUGGGUUCUUGAUUUUGUCUGUGGAGGAUGGGAAGUUGAGGGUCAAGAUUGGCGAGGAUGGUGAUGUUUUUAGGUCAAAGAAGAGAUUUUGUCACUCCAUUGUUAGAAUUGUUGUUAACCCAAUCCCGGAUUCGGGAAAUUGCGUGGCGAGCAAUGUCGGGUAUCUGUUGGCAUACACAAUGUAUUCAGUGCACUGGUUUGUUGUGAGGAGUGGCAGAAACUCCGGGGUGCCGGUCUUGGCCUUUUUGGGUAGUAAGGUUUUCAAGACUUGCUCUAUUGUGCAUGCUUGUUGGUGUCCUGAGUUGCCUGAAUUGAGUGUGGUUCUGUUGGAGAGUGGUAAUCUAUUUUGGUUUGAUCUCAAGGGUGUCUUGCUUGAAGUUGGUUUGGAACAUAACUUGAAAGGUACUUGGUUGAGAGUUCCGUGGAGUCAUAUUGGCGGUUCAGAGAGUGCUGAAUGGUUAGGAUGUGAGUUCAGCUGGCAUCCAAAAAUCUUGAUCGUUGCACGAUCGGAUGUGGUCUUUCUAGUGGAUUUUAGAUCUGAGCAAUGCAUUGUACGUUGCGUAGCAAAUAUUGGGAUGUCGGGUAGUUAUGCCUCUACGGAGAAGGAUCAGUUUCUUGCAUUUUCUCGGGCUGGAUCUGAUGGAUUUCACUUUGCCUUGGCUUCUAACAAGCUUUUACUUCUGUGUGAUACGCGUAAGCCGCUGAACCCAGUGUUGCAAUGGUCCCAUGGUCUUGAUAGGCCAUGCUACAUCGAUGUGUUUAAAUUGUCUAAAUUGAGAUCAAACUCUAAACAAGACACAUAUGAGCAUUCUUCAAAAUUGGGUUUCUCCAUUUUACUAGGAUCUCUCUGGAAUUGUGAGUGGAGCCUGUUCUGUUAUGGGCCUCCUUUACCUGACGCCAGAGGAUUGUUUCCUUCAAAAGUUUCAGGGAUUUGCGACUCUUUUUAUGCUUGGGGCCUCCCCUCAGAAUUCUCACUUUCAGGUCGUGAGUGUGGCUCUGGAAGCUGCCUUUUGAAAGAAGAAUUCUUAAAGAAAUCUCUACCUCAAUGGGUAGAUUGGCAACGGAAAAGAGAAUUGGUUUUAGGAUUUGGAAUUUUAGGCAGCCAUCUCUUUUUACCAACUUCCGAUGACGAUGAAUUCGGUAGCUUCACACUUAUCAGGUUGAUGUCCUCUGGGAAGCUUGAAUAUCAGAGAUACUCCACGUCUUGGGACUUCGCAAGAAGUUGCAAAAAUGAUGUUAAACUCGCAUUUGUGGAUAAUGGUAUGCGUUCAGUGGUGGAAGAGGGUUACAAGUUUCCCAAAAGAUUCAAGUAUCUGGAACUUGACUACCUCUACAGUUUUUUAAAGGGCAAUCUUGCUUCAGUGCUAGAAGGAAAAAUUGAAAGGACUUCUAGUUGCCCCAAAGAAAAGGAAUCUUUUGACCCCGCUUGUCAUAUAGCUUUGUGUAAAAUGCGCAAGGCUUCCGGUUCCCAACUCGGAUCUCCUUCAACAUUGGCUUUUGACGACAUUCGUUCGCCAACUACAAUUGGCGAGAUUAUAUCGAGGAAAAAGUGUGCAGGCUUGUCCACGGAGCUUUUACUUUUAGCAUUUUCUGGCUACUCUGAAUUCCUUGAAGUACUUUUGGACCAGAAGAAAGUGUCUCUGGAUUUCUUGGUUGUUUCAGACACGGUGCAAUUGCAGCCUUUCGUUUUGAGAGAGCCUUCAUUCCGCAGCAAUAAGUGGUCAAAUAAAGUGCAUCGAAGCGAUGCUCUUGUUGGUCCUGUGCUUCCUGUCCCCUUGCUAUCAACACUUCAUCGGGUCAGAGAUGGUUCUUCAGAAGCAUCAGUAGUUGGACUUUCUUCAGAGGCAGAACUUAGCCUGCAAUUCAGUGAAGUUAUGCAGGUGGCUACCAAAAUGGCCAUGUCGGACUCGGGUCCUGAGGUUCGUGAUGAGCAUGCCGUUUCACUUGCAGAUGACAGAGAAGAGACCUGGACUGCGUCGCAACGAGAAAAACCGUUCUUUUUGUACCACAUAGGUUCCUUUAAGCCUUACGCGCAUCCUGUAUGUUCACAUAUGGUCUCCAAAGUGGUUGACUCUAAGGCCGUUUCUAGCAAGAGCACUGAUGCUUCUGGGUUAGAAAUUUUCGACAAUAUAUGCCCAUUUGAGAUGACAUUCAAUUCCGGUCAACAGGAUUUUGGGUCUAAGGAACUAGCUAUCUACAACAUAUUGAAAGGACAGUACAUAAAGCGGCAAGAAAGCUUCGAUCCCUACCAAGACUUUCUUGGUCGGUGCAAACUUCAGAAGUCAAGAAGCAGCGUCUGAGUAC
Messenger RNA from Rhodamnia argentea, 2976 nucleotides. RefSeq lists its product as uncharacterized. Gene Ontology annotation, molecular function: RNA polymerase I core promoter sequence-specific DNA binding. Gene Ontology annotation, cellular component: fibrillar center. The coding region runs from base 285 to 2972 and encodes 895 amino acids. NCBI's taxonomy places the organism in Eukaryota, Viridiplantae, Streptophyta, Magnoliopsida, Myrtales, Myrtaceae. Gene Ontology annotation, biological process: transcription by RNA polymerase I. The transcript has a single exon. The record is from RefSeq and is a predicted model, not a curated record.